AUGAGGGGAAUGAAGUCUGCAGGUUCGGGUGGAAGAGGACAUGGACCAAAAGCGAAUGCCAAAGCGGGCGAAGGCAUGAAACGCCGAGGCAAGGGAGGAGGAGGAAAGAAGCCGAAGGGUCGCGCUGUGUCCAAAGCGGAUCUGAAAAAUCAAGCUCCUGCCACACGUCAUGGGCGCCGUGGACAGCAUCAAUAUGGAGGGCAAACGAGUGAUCUUCCCGGCUGCUAGAAAAAGGCAGCCGGUCGCGCGGAUUCGCCUAUAGUGAAGUAGAUAUCUUUUUGUGAUCUAAGACACCGACCAAAAAUCACUCUAGUCCGCAUGAUGCAAUCAGUGAUUUUCUAUUUUGGUGUUUUUUUUGCAUGCAAAUCCGCCCUGCCCUUAGCUUUCCAACAUACAUGACAAGUAGCAAAUCCGUACUACAAGCUCCGAUUUUUCUUAGGGGUGGCAGCAGUGCCUAAGAUCACUCAGUUGCCCUCUAUAACCAAUCUCGUAGCACGAAAGGAGUAAAGACCGUUCCCAAACUGUCCGGGAAGAAAGCAGCUCGGAUCAACCAGGCGCCGACGAAAAAAGAAAUGAAAAGCGAAAUAAUCUUCGACGAGCGGACGCUCGAACUACCCGACGCCGACAAGUUGCGUCUCAACAACCCUCAUGCAUUGACAAGGGGCAAAAGAGCAACAAAAAAGGCAGUAAAACAGCAGGAGCAUGGUCCCGAGCACGACACAAUGAACGCUGGAGACAAAAAGAGGAAGAAGAAAGCUGAAAAUGGCGACGGCGCAGAGCUAGAGAGUGAAGUUUUGCACUUCGACGCCUCUGCACUAAUGUACCAGGAACAGGAAAAAGGCGCUUCUAGAGACGCACAUGAAAAGUGUAACAGCACGAACAGCGCUGCACUGAUCAACUUUCAAAUCGACGACCAGAAGCAGGUAUCUUUGCCGAGUUCGUUUUUUCUGCCGCCAGAAGCAUUUGCCUUAUUGCACGGAGGGCCAGCCUCAGCAAGAAGACAUGAUGGUCGGGAAGUUCUUGUCGUCCCUCCUGCCGCAGACAAAAAGAGCAAUAACUUUGACCCGGUGGUGGGUGUUGUAUCUUCAAAAAGGAGCAGAAGAAGCGGCGACGGCGAAGUCAGCGAAAAUCAAGUCCGAACUGACGCCAUUGGGGGCACGAGUGAUCCUCGCCUUUGGUCUGCGCCAGAAAAAAAUGAAGAUCAUGAGCACGCGACGACCGCCGAGGGCUGGGCCCAAAGCGCAGGUGGUGCGAGGCGCAAAGCUGAGACAGGUACCGGAGAGAGUGACCCAACUUCGGCGGCGUGUUCUUUCGCUAAAAAUGAUUCGAAAGACGCGGACAAUGACGAGAAAGUCAGGACUAAAAGUGGCCGCCUUCAGCAGCAUGCAGCAAAAAAACCAAAGCUUGCCGGGCGCGAACUUCGAGAGGCGAUUAAGCGCCGGCGCGCUGAACAGGCAAGCGCAUUGUUGCCGGAGAAUCGGUCCGCUACCAUUGCACUUGAUGGUGCAGUAAAACAUGAACAUGAUGAGGGGACGAAGCCCUCCUCCUCUUCCCGUUCCGCGACCGCUUGCACGGGCCACGAAGUCAGUGAUGGACAGAGCAAGAAGAAAGAAGAAACAGGUAGAGCAAAGCACCGGAGGCAAUCAGAAAAUUUGCCACGGAUGAGGCAGCGACGCGAUGGCUCCAAGAAGGUCGGUGUGCUCGGCGGGAGCCACGAUCAUAGUGCAGCAAAGCCGAAAUUUGGGGAACAGGCCGAGCAGCCGCCGCGAAUGGAUGCGAAACUUGCUAAAGCAAUGAACCGGAUGAAGUCUCGAGCAGCAGCAAACAAAGCCGAGGCUCCUCAAGCCCAAGAAAUAAAACGAAUUGAACAUGGCGAAACUGCAGGGGAGCAGACGGCGGGGGGACCUUUUACGCACGACGCUUCGCGACCGCAGAUGAAAGCACGCCGCAAAGAAAAGCAGCUUCUCGCAUCGCUGUGCUAGUAGAUGCGGCGUAUUUCGAUGUGAACAAGAUGGUUGCGACUCUAGCUAUUGCGUUUGAGUUUGCGCUUAGUUGUGAUCCUGAUCGCCUACAGCUUUUACUUACACAGGCAACGCUCCGCCAUGUUGUGCAGCGUAUUUUUUACGUGCUCGCUUCACAACUUCUAGAGCGAGUAACGAAGCAGACUUCUUGUCGUGCAUUUCAGAGUAGCGCAGCGCAUUCGUCGCAUGCGUUGUUGGUUUCCUUGAUAGAGCUCUCUGAUUAUUCGUUGUUCAACAUAAACAAGGAUGAUUUUUCUACUUGGAACAUAAUUUUACAUGAAGGCAAAAGACUUCUGUCCCGGUCCCUUUCUUUUCCCUGAAUGGGUGGAAAUUACAGGCGAAGGCGUCGAGGUCGACCUUCGUCGUGGAGCUAUCUGCUACAGUGUGCGUUACGUUUUGCACAUUCCAAAUGAUCAAAGAAGAAGAGCACGCGCCUUACCCUCACCCUAG
Amoebophrya sp. A120 is the source of this 2471-nucleotide messenger RNA. The record is from the annotation of a GenBank genome assembly. NCBI's taxonomy places the organism in Eukaryota, Dinophyceae, Syndiniales, Amoebophryaceae.